GCUCGAUGGUUGGUCCGAUCGAUUAUGUUAAUAUUAUGGGUGCCGUCCGUUAAUUAUUUAUAUUUUUAUUAAAUAUUAAAUAAGUAAUAAUAGUUGAAUCCCUACAAUAUUUUUAAGUGUUUAAAUAUACAAAAGUUGUAAUUUACAAACCGUCACUUGCGAGUUUUAUUUCUCAGGUAGGAUAAUUGUAAAUAAAAUGAAAGUUUACUAUUUUUUGUUGUUGUAUGUGUGUUGUGUGAGAAGUAAUGGUGAUAAAGAAUCAGAAGAUGAUAGUAAAAGGAAAAGCAUAAUAGAGCAAUUGACAAAAACACGGACGGUAAUCCUAGAGAAUUAUAAUUUAGUGACAAGGCAGAUUGCGACCGAUGUUUAUAUGUACAGAAGUUAUCGUACUGUUGCCGUACUACUAUAUCACAUCGUGCCCGAUGUUACCGAUGCCCGGUUUACUUUGCAGUCAGAGGAACUUCACCUGAAUAAUAUUGGUUCCUGCAGUCCUCAAGAUGUGAUUGUGAACAUAAAACAUGGGUCCUAUCCUGCAGUUAAUCCUGAUGGGUAUGCAUUUCCUAAGCAUUUUGUUGAACCAGCAACAAGAGAGCAUAUUCAUACAAUAGAAUUGCUGUCUGACGGCAAGAACAGGACAUAUUCCAUACGUAAUCCUAGACCUGGUAACUGGUAUGCACUGGUUUAUAUCAAAUGGGAAGAUCCUAGGACACAGAAAGUUGAGCAACAAGGCUUAGUAGCAGAUUGUCACACAAUUCUGUACACAGAUUUACAAGUAAGAAGAGAAACGAAUAUAAGCCUUAUUGACUGCUAUUCAGGAAUAAAUAUCGACUAUAAUAGAAUACCAGUGUCAUUCAAAUGCAUGUCCUUAGAUAAUUCAGAACCGUUAACAUUAAAUUUGACCAUAAAAAAUACUUCAACUAAAAACUCGGUAAUACUAUUCAGAGUCCAAUCUUUAUCAUUACCGACAGAGGACAAUUAUCUAAUAUCCUGCGCGUUUGAUCCAAGACUCAACAACGAACAGACAAUUACCUUCAAUCCGUUUCCUAAUUCGUGGCAUUACGUGCAACUCGAAAACAUCUUAGGCAAUGCAACUAAAUACGCAGACUGCGAAUCAUAUUAUCUCCGUUCAGAUCUAGAUGAUAUCGCAAAUCAAACGACAUUGGACCUUAUGCGCGAUGAUAAAGGUAGAUUUUUCACUUUCGAUUACGGUCUACCCACUACUGACCUUCACGACGCCACCAGUCUAGUCAAUCUCACGUCGGGCGAUGUAAAAAGUUUGAGGUUUAGAGUCAAUCAGUUUUUGGAUAUCGGUGGCAAUUUUGCGAUAGAAGCGAGCCUGUUUAUGAACUAUAAAUAUUAUAUGGGAUAUAAAAGAGAGGUGACUAAAAGCGGUUUACUUGAAUUUACUGAAAAGAAUCAGUUUUUUAAGGUCGUUAUAUGUAUGGACAUCGGUCACGCUAGUUUGCCAUUGAAGACAGGUCAUUGCAAAUUUAAUGAUCACGUCAAACCGGCUCUAUUCGUUCUAAACAGCACAGAUUCAGAGUCAAUUUACGACAAAGUGAUAAUACCUUACCCUGACAGUGGUACAUGGUAUAUAACCUUCCGAUUAUUCUGUGAUGAGGUCGUCUGUCCUUGUCGCACGUCAGACAACGGGACCAAAUACUACGUCGAUCCUAAGGUGAUAGACAGAGACGAAGAUAUUGCAAGUUCAUUGAACAAUACAAGACAGGGAGAGAGCGUUUGCAAUACCACUGUUGUUCUGUCCUUGUCGUCUACCUCAUGUCUGAGCGGGAGAUGCAGUAACCAUGGUAACUGCGGCUUGAAUACCUUUGGUGGCUUGGUGAUGUCCUUCUGUUCAUGUUCAGCGGGAUAUGGAAGUUGGGACUGUUCUGAUGAUUCUAGAAUGGACAGUCGAAUCUACAUGUUGAUCUCUGUUCUUUUGCUCACUUUAAGCAAUCUUCUCUUCUUCUUCUCCAUCUACGUGGCCAUCAUCAGGUACUACUAUUCAGAAGCAAUGAUGUACACCUUCACUAUGGUCUUCUCGACGUUCUACCACGCUUGUGAUGCUCCAGCUCAAGUCGCCUACUGCAUUAUUAGAGGUAGUAUACUCCAAUUUGGUGAUUUUUACUGCGGUCUUAUGUCUUUCUGGGUAACUUUAUUAGCUAUGAGCAUUGUGAACGAGAGACUUCGGUCUUCUCUACAAUUAACAGGUGCGAUAGUGAUAGCGCUAUUGACUACUUGGAAUAUGCAUUCGUUUGUCUCUUUCUUACUGCCUGUCGCGAUUGGUAUCACCAUACUUCUGAUAUCCUGGUACUUUGAUUACAAAAGAACGAGGAAUCUUAGAUAUCCCCGUUCUUAUUAUACGACUUAUUUACCUUGCGGAGUAUUUUUUGUGUCCGUAGGUUUAAUAUGUUACGCGUUUUUACAAACUGAACAAAAUUACAAAAUAGUACAUUCUUUUUGGCAUAUGAUAAUCGCUGUCAGUGUUGUUUUUCUCUUACCGGACGUAAAACGGAACGGUGUUAAUCCGUUCCUGCCAGGUUCGGAUUAUUUUAAAUCGCCAUUUUGGAAUGUCUUUCAAAGAUCACAAAAUCCUAUUGCUGCUGAUUGAGUUAUGUUUAUUUUAAAUGUAGAUUAGCUAAUAACAAAGUUGUGGUGUUGCCGCAUUUAAUCGUAAUUUGACAUUUAACAUAGAUAAUAAAAUCAUAGAAUGGUCACUAUCAGUCAGUCAAUUCUGUGUCGAUUUAAUUAUAAAGUGUUGCCAUAUUGACUGAAUUAAUAUUCCAAAGAUUAAUCA
Messenger RNA from Papilio xuthus (Asian swallowtail), 2797 nucleotides. Its product is annotated as transmembrane protein 8A. Gene Ontology annotation, cellular component: membrane. The transcript is spliced from 4 exons. The coding region runs from base 197 to 2611 and encodes 804 amino acids. NCBI's taxonomy places the organism in Eukaryota, Metazoa, Arthropoda, Insecta, Lepidoptera, Papilionidae. The record is from RefSeq and is a predicted model, not a curated record.